UUACCUGCCUUUUAUAUACAAGUAAAGCCUACAAAACCAAAAAGUCUCCGUCAAACUUGUAGCAAUUAAUUUACAAGCAACUUCAGCAUAUUCAUUUGCUUACACAUCUUAAAAGCUUUCCAAAGAUGUUUAGAUUCUCCGAGAAAAAUGACUUUUAUGGGCCUCGAUGUGUGUGGGUCAACGGGCCAGUUAUAGUAGGAGCUGGCCCCUCAGGGCUAGCUAUCUCGGCUUGCCUUAAGGACCAAGGGAUUCCAUUUGUAGUCAUCGAAAGAUCUGACUGCAUUGCCUCCCUUUGGCAAAAACGUACUUAUGACCGCCUUAAACUCCACCUCCCAAAAAAGUUCUGUCAGCUACCAAAAGUACCAUUCCCCGCGGAAUACCCUGAAUACCCAACCAAAAAACAAUUUAUCGCUUAUCUCGAGGACUAUGCAAAAAAAUUCGAGAUAAAGCCACAGUUCAACGAGUGUGUCCAGUCAGCGAAAUAUGAUGAAGCAUGUAAGCUUUGGCGUGUCAAAACCACAUCAACGGUCGGAUCUAUUCGGUCUGAGACCGAAUAUAUCUGCCAGAUGCUUGUGGUCGCCACAGGGGAAAAUGCCGAAGGAGUAAUGCCUGAAAUCCAAGGCCUGAAAGAAUUCUCCGGGGAAGUAAUCCAUGCAAAAGAUUACAAAUCCGGUGCCAAAUACCAAGGAAAGAACGUUUUGGUCGUCGGUUGUGGAAAUUCUGGCAUGGAAGUCUCUCUUGAUCUCUCUAACCACAAUGCAAAGCCAUCGAUGGUUGUUCGUAGCUCGGUUCAUGUUUUGCCAAGAGAAAUGUUUGGAAAAUCGACAUUCGAUUUGGCAAUGAUGUUGAUGGCAUGGCUACCUCUAUGGAUAGUGGACAAGCUUAUGUUGAUCUUCUCAUGGUUCAUAAUAGGAGACAUUCAACGUUACGGGAUAAAAAGACCAUCUUUAGGUCCUCUAACACUAAAAAAUGUGCAUGGAAAGACCCCGGUUCUUGACAUUGGAGCACUUGAAAAAAUCCGGUCUGGUGACAUAACUGUUGUGCCCGGGAUCAAAAGAUUCACUGGUAAAACAGUCGAAUUAGUCAACGACGAUUCUCUCAAUAUCGAUGCAGUCAUUUUGGCCACCGGAUAUUUCAGCAAUGUCCCAUUUUGGCUUCAUGAGAAAGAAUUUUUCGCCGAAAAUGGAUUCCCAAAAACACCAUUUCCUAAUGGAUGGAAAGGAAAAGGAGGAUUAUAUGCAGCUGGAUUCACAAGGAGAGGGUUGGCUGGUGCUUCUGCUGAUGCAGUAAAAAUAUCAAAAGACAUUGGAAAAGAAUGGAAAAAAGAAUUAAAUCAGAAAAAACAAAAGGUUCCAACUCACAGAAGAUGCAUCUCAACUUUCUAAUUUUAGAAAUUGUAACUUAAUUUGUCUCUUUUACUAUUAUUUAUUUUUUUCUACAUAUUAUAUAUACAUGAAUAUACCAUAUCUGAUGUAACCAAAAAAAAAAAAAAAAAAACCAUAUAUAUAGCACACAGAAGGCCAGCCCUCUCCAGAGAGCCCUAACACAAGUUUUUAAGAAUGUUUGGGUAUUUUGCAUAGCGAGGAUGACGAGGCUCCCUCUAUUCUUUUUUUUUUUUUUUU
Erigeron canadensis is the source of this 1622-nucleotide messenger RNA. Its product is annotated as probable indole-3-pyruvate monooxygenase YUCCA5. NCBI's taxonomy places the organism in Eukaryota, Viridiplantae, Streptophyta, Magnoliopsida, Asterales, Asteraceae. The transcript has 3 exons. Gene Ontology annotation, molecular function: NADP binding; flavin adenine dinucleotide binding; N,N-dimethylaniline monooxygenase activity. Bases 126 to 1385 code for a protein of 419 amino acids. Gene Ontology annotation, biological process: auxin biosynthetic process. The record is from RefSeq and is a predicted model, not a curated record.